Purpureocillium takamizusanense is the source of this 1273-nucleotide messenger RNA. It is a transcript of the gene TIF45, whose product is annotated as eukaryotic translation initiation factor 4E. Gene Ontology annotation, molecular function: RNA 7-methylguanosine cap binding; translation initiation factor activity. The record is from RefSeq and is a predicted model, not a curated record. The transcript has 3 exons. Gene Ontology annotation, cellular component: cytoplasm; eukaryotic translation initiation factor 4F complex. Gene Ontology annotation, biological process: translational initiation. The coding region runs from base 233 to 1000 and encodes 255 amino acids. NCBI's taxonomy places the organism in Eukaryota, Fungi, Ascomycota, Sordariomycetes, Hypocreales, Ophiocordycipitaceae.
CCACCACAUCCUCUGCAACUUCCAUCGCCCACCCCCACCAAAUCCAUCGCCUCGAGCCGACUUUUGCCUGGAGCAAAGUCGCAUCGUUGAAUCUCCUCUAUCGGCCAAGAAAUAGUCGAUCUAAUUCCUGGCUUUUCCUCGGCUCAUCUCCGCACCAGAAAGCCCAGCACCCGCUCCAACGAACCGCCGCAUCGUCACUCUUUCACAUCGCCACCGAGCAUCACAUCACACAAUGGCGGCCACGGCGACCGAAUCGGCCAACAUGGACCAGCAGGUCGAUCUCUCGACCAUUCCCAUCUCGCCCAACGGUAAGGACGAGACCGAGACCAAGGGCGACGACAAGCCCGUCACCGUCUUCCACGACAAGGACAACUUCAACGUCAAGCAUCCUCUCCAGAACAAGUGGACUCUGUGGUUCACUAAGCCCCCCAGCGGCAAGGGCGACAACUGGAACGACCUGCUGAAGGAGGUCAUCACCUUUGACUCUGUCGAGGAGUUCUGGGGAGUCUACAACAAUGUCGCUCCCGUCUCUUCCCUCCCGCAAAAGGCCGACUACCAUCUGUUCAAGGCCGGCGUCCGACCCGAGUGGGAGGACCUGCAGAACAAGCACGGCGGCAAAUGGUCGUACCAGUACAAGGACAAGCAGAGCGUCGACGUCGACCGCCUCUGGCUUCAGGUCAUGAUGGGCGCCAUCGGCGAGACGCUCGAAGACGAGGACGAUGGCGAGGUGAUGGGUGUCGUCGUCAACGUGCGCAAGGCCUUCUACCGUAUCGGUGUCUGGACGCGAACCAUCGGCAAGAGCAUCCCCGGCCGCGGCGACGGCGACGUGGCCGGCGGCAAGGGCCGCACUAACGACAAGGGCAAGGAGAUCCUCAUGUCCAUCGGCCGGCGCUUCAAGGAGAUUCUGGAACUGCCCGCCGCCGCCCUGGUCGAGUUCUCUGGCCACACGGACAGUGCGCACGCGGGCAGCACGAGGGCAAAGGCCAAGUACACAGCAUAGACGGGUGCAAGGGGAGUUGUUGGGGAAGGAAGUGGCAUUUGACUAUGAUAUCCGUCCACUGGUGUCUGACGCUCAGGGGAUGAAUGACUGCACUGCGACGCGGCUGACAGGGCUCACGUGUCGGAUCCGAUGGUUCGGCUGUUUACGAUACUCACGCAUCGUCUGGGCACAAAUCUAGUUUCAUGGCGGCGUCUAGGAAGCUAUUGCAUGUUUUUGGUGGCGGACGCCGAGCUAGGCCAUAGAAUAGAUCUACUUGGCCGCACUAACGCUACG